AGAAACCUAUAUCAACCUUCACAGGGAGAUGAACAACUCUCCAAGUCCCUGUCCACGCAGACUUCACUUCUCCUUGUUGUCUUGUUGUUUUCUGGCCUAAUUUCACUGGAUAUGGCUGGUCCUUUGGAUGCUUCGCAGCUUGGCACGCUGAGGCAUAAUCGUCUCUCUAACUAUUUCGACGUCAUCAGCUGUACUCUUAUUAUCUACGACUUCAUGCUCACCUUCAACGGCGAACUUACCCUGAUAUGGCCGUCGUCCUGGUCCACAAUCAAGAUCCUCUUCCUUCUCACACGCUACGCUACGCUCCGUUCAUCGACAUCACGAUUGUCGUCUGGCUUUGUCUACGAGAGCACAGGUUGGCUACUUCUCACGGUUAUUCUUAUGCUCCGUACAUGGGCCGUGUACGAAAGACGGCGUGCGGUUGCAAUCGGUCUGGUCAUCUGGACCAUCGUGACUUGGGUGCCAAACAUGACCAGUCUUGGUAUCUUCUUGAAGUCUCUUCGCUAUGGGCCGCUCCCGGUGCAGCAUGUCCCUGGCUCUGGCUGUCAUGUGGUGUCUGGCAGUCCUAUCGUCUUCAUUUGCUGGGUGCUUCUCAUGGUCUUUGAAGCCGCGAUUCUUGGACUAAUGGCAUACAAGGCUGUCAAAAAUUAUCGAGCCGACAAAGACUCUGCAAUAUUCAAGACUGUAUUUAGAGAUGGAACUGUAUUCUAUUUAUAUCUCUUUAUUCUAUCAACCGCGAAUGUGAUUGUCAUUUUGACGGCAUCCGCGGACCUCAUUAAUUUGCUCUCUCUACCAGAGCGUAUGCUCCAUUCCAUCCUGACCGCGCGGAUCAUCCUCAGUCUGCGUGAGUUCGGCUCUAGGAGCCAGCUUGGCUGGAGCACCUUCUCGGCCGGCGUACGGGGCCCUGCUGGUGGCGUCGGCGGAGAGCUCGAGUUUGCGCGUGAUGCGGAGGACAACUUCGCGGACGCAGAUCCAAGCGCUAUCGCAGAUGAAACGAACACGGCCGUAAGGAAUAGUGACUCCGAGACCGCUCAUGUAUGAGUCUCGGGCGCUCCGAAGCUCAAAGGCCCUUGUUUCCACGUGUAAGCAUACUGUAAUUGUAAUCCGCGUUGUAUGCGUGGCAUUACCUGGCGUUACAUGUAUUCUAUGCGCUAUUUAAAUUAAACCCCCCUGUAUCCUUGUGCGACGUCGCUCUUGGAAGUCG
Messenger RNA from Phanerochaete carnosa HHB-10118-sp, 1204 nucleotides. RefSeq lists its product as uncharacterized. Lineage: Eukaryota; Fungi; Basidiomycota; Agaricomycetes; Polyporales; Phanerochaetaceae. Bases 112 to 1041 code for a protein of 309 amino acids. The transcript is spliced from 13 exons. The record is from RefSeq and is a predicted model, not a curated record.